GGAAGGCUAGUCACGCUGCAGGGUUCAAACAGAUCUGGCUGGCCCUGAGCUGUGCUAUGCUAUAAACAACCUCAGUGUCCCACAUUGAAUAACUGCAGAGCACACUCAGGAGCUCUGGACACUUGUGUUCUUUAGUAGUAGGAGAAGCUUAAUGUCAACAAUAUGGGGCAUCAGGUGAUAAUAUUUGACUUUUCUGUCAUAAGAGGACUAUGGGAAACUCGAGUUAAGAAGAGCAAAGAACGUCAGAGGAAGGAGAAAGAAAGAUUAGAACAAAGUGCUUUGGAGAAGAUAAAACAGGAAUGGAAUUUGAUACUAGAGUGCCGUAAGAAAGGUAUUCCUCAAUCAAAAUACCUCAAGAAUGGCUUUGUAAACAUCAAUGAGAAGAACCUGGACAUCCAUGGAAAGAAUCCUCAGCUCAAGAAGAAUCAUGCCUUGUCAGAUGGAGCAAAUAAAGAACGGAACAAGUUUAUUUUUCAGCUUUCUGGAGAGCAGUGGACGGAACUCCCAGAUUCUCUGAAAGAACAGAUCUAUCUAAAAGAAUGGCAUGUGUACAAUACAUUGAUACAGACCAUUCCAGCCUACCUUGCACUAUUUCAAGACCUGAGAGUACUGGAACUGUCAAAAAAUCAAAUCAACCAUCUUCCAGAAGAGAUUGGCUGCUUAAAAAACCUCAAAGUGCUCAAUGUGAGUUUCAAUAAUUUGAAGUCAGUUCCUCCAGAACUGGGUGAUUGUGAGAAUCUAGAAAAACUGGAUUUGUCUGGAAAUAUGGAAAUAACAGAGCUCCCAUUUGAACUAAGUAAUCUGAAACAACUCACAAUUCUGGAUGUGUCAGCAAACAAGUUCCAUUCUAUUCCAAUUUGUGUUCUCCGGAUGUCUAAUUUGCAGUGGUUGGAUAUUAGCAGCAACAGCCUGAAGGAUCUCCCAGAAGACAUAGACAGGUUAGAUGAAUUGCAGACGCUCCUCCUACAGAAAAACAAGUUGACUUAUCUUCCACGAGCUCUUGUCAAUAUGCCAAAGCUCAGUUUGCUAGUUGUCAGUGGUGAUGACCUGGUUGAGAUACCCACAGCCAUCUGUGAGUCAACCACAGGUUUAAAAUUUGUAAGUCUCAAGGACAGUCCUGUUGAAACGAUUGUAUGUGAAGACACUGAAGAAAUUGUAGAAAAUGAACGUGAACGUGAGCAAGUUGAGAAAGAGUUUAUGAAAGCAUACAUUGAAGACCUAAGGGAAAGGGAGUCUACUCCUUCCUACACUACAAAAGUAAUGCUCAGUCUCCAGCUCUGAAGAUUAAAAAUCUCUAGAUCUCUACUGAAUAUCUGAAUAACUCUCUUUUUAUACACCUGAAUAGUAAACACAUGAAAAUAUAGAUGGCCAGAAUGACAUCAAAAUCACAUUGAAUUAUUUAUUUGUUUUCUGUAGGCUUUUCAAGUAACUACAGAUAAAACAAGGAGUGGUAGAACAUUCAUAAGAUGCUGUUUCACAUUUUAAGUCAACAUGUUUAUUUUCAAGUUCACAGCAACAGCCACUAAUUUGCAUGCAGACCCUCUGAAAGUAAAAUUCACUGUAACUAAGUAUACACAGGCAUAGCUGAAGAAUGAAGACAUUGUAUGUUGUAGCUGGAACAGCGAAAUGCAAAAUAUGAUCUUCGGAAGAGAUUUGAUUUUAUAAAAGGGGAUAAACUGAUUUAGAAAAUGAAUGUGAUCUGUUGUUAAGACCAAAUACACAUUUAGGUAUUUACAAUAUUGAAAUUAGAACACACUUGUAGUUUGCUUUUCUGCAGGAAAAUUAUUCUUGGGAUUUUCAGUUUAGAUAAGUUUCAACAACUUUACAUAUAGAAGCCGUAGCACUUCUUUUAUUCAAGCAUAUUUUAAGCUCUAACCUCUUUGCAAAACCAAGUACCAAUGUGACUGAGAUUUCUGCGCUAUGCAGUCUUGUAGUAUAGUUGUAUACUAUGUAAGAUUUUAAGGCACUUAGUGGUGUCAGCUAAUACUAUCAGCAAAAUGAUGAUACAGGUAUUAUAUUAAUGGUUUCAGAUCACAGGAUUUUGUGGACAUUUGUUGGAAUUUUCCAAGUAGUGUAAGAAUGAGUUUGCUGCUAAAACAUUAUUUUGCUUGCUAUUUAAUUAUCUGUUUAUAUAUAAUUAUUUAAGUGUAUAUCAAGUAGAGUUUCAGAAACCUAGUUUUACAUGUAUUUUUGUUUAAUAAAGCAAUCUUUUUAAUCUAAAAAACUUGAGACUUUGAGAAUUGAGAAUCAAAUUAGAUUCAAAUUAUAGAAUUUAAAUGGUCCUGAACUUAUGAGUGCAGUUAAGUGAGAUAAUAUUUACAUCUUUCUUUUUCAUUAUGGGUGAUCUGUUUUCAGUUUUGUGCAGUAGCAUGUCACUUAAGUAGCCAUAUUUAAAACACAAAGCAAUGAAGGAUAUGCUCCUCUGGCUUUCAUAUAGAAAAAGAACUUUAGAUGUCUUCUUUUCAAUAUUCUAGUAUUCAAAUUUUAAAAGAAAAAAACAUUUUAAAUAGUGGGUGUGUUAUUUCCACUUGCAGUCUUCUUUAUAUUACUAUCAAAAUGAAACCCAUUCAAAAUGGUCUCUAUAUGUUAAUGCAGAUUUUAAGCAAGUUCUGAUCCAGGGGGAAGUUAAAAAAAAUUAGAAAAAUUGGCAUUGAUCUGAAGCAGAAUAAUAGAAGACAUUUUUUUUAUCAUUAAGGACAAAUUGAAAUAGGAUAAAGUAGUGUCAAAUUAGUCUCAGAGAGUUCAGGCUAUGUGAAACUAUCCUACCACACUUUCUUUUAUUGAGAUUAUAAAUUUAUUUUAUUGAUAUUGAUAUAAUAAACUUCUGUAAGACAUCUGAUAUUGGUUGAAAUUCUAUUUCUAAAAUCUCUCAUAGUCUAAUAUGAUCCACUGAAAAUUAUAGGAAUGGAAAUCACAAAGGCUGUAUUUAUAGAAUGGAGCUGCAACUACAAAAAACUAGGGAUGCAAACACAGAUAACAAAACAAAAGUGCCAGUGCAAAUUCUACUAUCAGCAGUACUGGAUAUAUAAACAGAAAGCACAUGAAUAGAGAAGUCAUAUUAGUCCUUAGCAUUGCUGUUAAUCUUAUUCAAAAUUUUUUUCUAUUCACAGAUAAGACUGAUAAAAAUAAUUUGGAGACAGAAACAAAAAAUUAGCAUAAAUAAAAUCCAUGCAUUUUUAAGUUCAUUGAACAGCAUUGUUCUCAAGUCCAUUUGCUUGUCAAUAUUUAUAAAUGCAAGGCCACUGUCUAGAAGCAGGACAUUUUAAUGCAGCAGGCAAACAUAAGGCAGAAGACUAAAACUUGAAUUCACAUAUCUGAAUUAGAAAAAAAAAAGGUCUGUUUUUCCAUAAAAGGAACCAUGAGAUUAUUUAUAAAAUACAAAUUCUCAAUCACCAGCAAUAUUUAAGUUCAGGUUAACAUGUUCUUAAAAAAAAAAAAAUCUGUAACAAUUAAGUCAUGGAAAAUGCAAAUACAGGAGGUCCAAAUAGUAUUCUCCAACUUGACUUCAGACACCUUUCAAUCCAAUUUUCAUGGAAUCACAGACUGAUUUCAGUUGGAAGGGACAUUCAAAGGUCAUCUAUCCCAAUCAUUCUCUCAUAGACAGGGAUGUCUUUCAUUAGAUUGGGUUUUUCAAAGCCCCGUCUAAGCUGACUGUGAAUAUUUCCCUUGAUGGGGCACCCAAAACAUCAAGUGACUCUCCAGUCUUGUCACAGAGAAUUUCUUCCUCAGAUCCAAUCUAAGACUAAAGCUACCCUAUUUCAGUUUCUUACUGAAACUUAUCCUUUGUCCUGUCACUUAAAAUCCUGCUAAAAAUAUCUUUCUCUAAUGUUCUCAUAAGCUUAUUUAUAUUGAGUAGCUGCAAUAAGACUUCUUUUCUCCAGGCGGAACAUCCUCAACUCUCUCUGCCUUUCCUCAAAGGAGAGGUAUUUCAGCUCUUUCCUCAAAGAAGAGGUGUUUCAGUGAUUUUUGUAGCCCUCUUCUGGAUCUACUCUAACAGGGUACUCUAACAUCUUCCUUUUGCUGAGAAUGAUGCAGUACUUCAGGCAGAGUCACAGAAGAGUAGAAUAGAGACUCACCUCCCUCAGUCUGCUGGCCUGGCUCUUUUUCUUGCACGUAAGGCUGGUUUUCUGGGCUGCAAGAACACAUAAUAAGCUCAUGGUCUAUUCUACAUUCAUUAGUAUCCCCAAGUCCUCCACAGGGCUGAAAACUUUUAUUCCUACCUCUCCUAGAACAUUUCUUCCUGAAAUGUUAUCCAUAGAUAAGAAUUUUUUUGUCACUGUUGUUAACAGAAUUUGUGAAAUACCUUUGUUUUAAGGGGAAGAUGGAGUAUGAUGGUCUCCAUUACACUUAAGAUGUGCAGUGGGUAAAGCCAGCUGCCACCUGUUACUGAAAUACCUAAUUUCAGCAUUAUUCCAUUUAAGUCAUACUUCCAUGUCCUUUGCAUAUUUAUCAUAUGAUGUUAAAUAUAACUUUAUCAGAGUCCUCCACUGUAGUAAAAAAAUAUGCAUAUCUAAAGGUACUUAAUUUUUAAUUAGAUCUAAUUGUACUGCUUUUCUAACUGUUUUACUAGCAAGUAUACUUUAAACUAUUAUCUUUCAUUAGGAAACAAUACUACGAAAGAGAAUUCUGUUAUUGGCAUGUUUAAUAUUUUUUCAAUUUUUGAAAGUGAAUAAUUUUAUGAACAACAGCAAUUCUGUGUACAAUGGCAAUUUAUGUUAUUUACAAGCUUCUGGUGCCAGAUACUUAGAUACCUUAAGGAAAACAAUGUGCUUUUUCUUCCACACUGCAUUUUCUACAGCUGCCAAACACGACACCUCCUAAAACUCAACACUUUUUUCUACUUUACAGGUAACUGCUAUUUCAAAGCAGCAAGACUAGGAGGAGUUGAAAUGCGUCUUCUAGAAUACUCAUGGGCUCAAUGUGCAAAAGUAAAUCAGAAAAUCAUUUUUGAUUUUGUUUCUUUUCAUUAUUGUAUAUUGUGGCCUUUUUUCUAAGGAUAGCCAGGAAGACAAACUUAUAAGGAUAGCAAAUAACCUCAUAUUUAAUUAAUGAAUGUCUAGGAAUAACAUAAUCUAGCAUCAGAUAUUGGCUUAGUUUACAGUUAACACUGUACAAUACAUUCUUUUCCCACCCCCACCUCUUGAGCAUUUAUGAAACAUCAGAAUUGAUUUACUGUGUUUACUUUCUGCAAUGGAAGCACCAAGAAAAAUAAAAAAUCGAAUGGUCUUUUCUUGAGGAGGUAGGCUCUAGGUCCUGGUUUGUGCAAGAUUUCAUAGAAUCAUAGAAUGGCUUGGUUAGGAAAAGACCUUGUAGAUCACCUAGUUUCACCUCCCUCUGCCAUGGGAAGGGACAAUUUCCACUUGACCUGGCUGCUUAAAGCUCUACCCAGCCUGGCACUGAACACUUUCUCUGAACACAAUUUCUCUGUUCCAGUGACUCAUUACACUCUGAGUAAAGAAUUUCUUCUAAUGUUUAAUUUAAUUCUGAUAUAAAUUUUAAAAUGGUUCCCCAUUUGACCUAAAACCAUCAGAUUGCAUUAAAAAUAACUUUCCCUCUUUAAGUCCUGUUAUUAUAGUGGAAGUUUGCCAUAAGAUCUCACCAAAAUCUUCUGUUCUCCAGGCUGCACAAACCCAGCUGUCUCAGCCUGUCUUCAUAGAAGACAACCCUCUACUUGUUUUUGGUCCUCCCAACAGGUCCACAUCUUUGUUGUGGUGAAGACCCCAGAGCUGGAUGCGACAUUCCAUGUGGUUUCUCACGAGGACAAGGCAGAGGGAGAAAAUCACGUCCUCCAACCUGUUGGACGUGCUGAGUUUGAUGCAGCUCAGGACACAGUUGUUUUUUUCUAGGCUGUGAGUUCAUGUUAUUUACUCAUGUCCUGUAUUUCAUUCACCAUAACGCCCAAGUCCUCAUCAGGAUUGCUCUCAAUGACUUCUCCAUCUGUGUUCACAUCUGGGAUUGCCCUGACCCAGGUGCAUCACCUUGCACUUCACCCUGUUGAAUCUCAUGAGGUUCCCAUGGGCACACUUCUCAAGAUUGUCCUGGUCCUUCUGGAUGGUAUCUCAUUCUUCAGAUGUGCCAACAAUUCCACUCAGCUUUGUUUCAUCCACACGCUUGCUGAGGUAGAACUUGGCCUCACUGUAAUUGAGACAGACAUUGAAGAGCACUGGUCUCAGCAGAGAGCUCUGAGGAACAUCUCUAGUCAUCAGUUCCACCUGGACAUUGACUUCAAUUCUGUGGAUGUGUCUGUCCAGCAAAUUCUUACCUACUAAGCAGUCCAACUUCAAAUUCAUGUCCAAUUCAAAGACAGCUGGUCUUCAUUUGGAGAUAAGGAUGUUGUGUGGAACAGUGUCAGAUGCCAGGGAGAAGUCUAGAUAGAUGACAUUGGUCAGUCUUUUUUUGCCAACCAUUGCAGUUGCUCCAUUACAAAAAGCCACCGGUUUGGCCAGGCUAAAUUUGCCCUUAGUGUUGUGGUUAUAGAAAAAAAGGGAUGUGGUUUCUGGGGCUGUUCAACUCCAUACUGCCCACAUUAUUGUGGAGCCUUGGUUCAGCUUUCUUUUAAUGACUUGAGGGCUUGAGGGAGGGGGUGUGGAGUUUGCAGGGUCAGCCCAGUUCAUCCAACCCCUCUCUGCUACCGGCAGUCCUUGUGCUGGCUGCCUCAGAUCACUUUCUUGUCUUUCAUGUGCCUUAAAACAUGUUCUAGGAGGAUCUGCUGCAUGAUCUUCCCAGGCACAGAAGUGAGACUCCCCAAUCUGCAAUUCUCUGUGUCUUCUUUUCUCCCCUUUUUAAAAAUAGGAGUGAUGGUUCUCUUUUUUCCAAGCACUGGAGAUUUCACCUGUUCGCUAUGACUCUUCACAUAGGAUGGAGAAGCACUUGGCAAUAGCAUCAUCACUCAGGAUUCCAGAUGCAUGUCAUCAGGUCCUCUAAAACUUGUGAUUAUUCAGCUUCACCAAGUGAUCUCAAGCCUGCUUUUCAUUGACAGUAGGAGAGAACUCACUCCCCCAUCCCACUUAGAUGUUCAGUGACUUAAGAGACAUGGGAUGUCUGGUGAUGGGAGAGGGUUGAAGCAAAGAGCUUUUUUUUGGGUACUACAUUCUUCUCCAUACCUGCUGAUAUCAGAUUUCCAUUCUCAUCUACCAGAGAUGGGAGUACACUCUUCUUGGAAUUUAUUUUCUGGCCUACAUAGAUAUAACCCCUUCUGCACUGGAGAUCUCUUCUUUCUCAUGAUUUACAGGUAUUUCCUUGUUGUUUCCUGGAAGUGCUGUUGUUUCCUUGUUCCUCUCUGACACUUGGAAAUAUAUAUCUUUCCCUUGCUGAGUAUGGUUUAAAGCUCUGCCAAGAAGUCCAGCCAGUUCUUUCCUAGAACAUGCUCAUCUCAACCAGUCAGGUGAGCCCCAUUGACUGUCUGCUGUUUCUCAAGGGUGCAUCCUAGAUCAUAGAAGCCAAAACCUUGAGCAUGGUAUCAGCCAUGCAGUCAACCAUUCCCUUGAUCCAUUCAUCUUCUUUCUGUGUCCCCAGUCUCCAGCUAGGGAUUUACCCAUGGUUCUGGUCCCUUCAACAUCUCCCUGAAGGAUGUGAAGCCCCUUUUGAUACUUUGCAAACUCUUUGCUGCAGCCUAAUUUGGCUCUGUGUGGAAGAGUAGGAGUGCAUGGUAGUCCUCUGGUUUUAUGAGGUGGGGCAGCCUCUUUGUGUCUUUGGGAAUGUGAGCCCCCAGUACACAGUAAACCUCUCAAGAGAGGUCCAGAUGGCAAAUGGGUACUUCAGCAGCUCUCAGUGAGAAAUCAGCAAUUACUAGCAAUGUUCAUGCUUUUUUGGUGUCACUUUCUGCAGAGAUUAGCUCCUGCUUUAUAACGGAUAGGAGGAGGUUGGAAAGUAAAGGUUUUUCUCCUGAUUUUGAGACCUCAUUUGAACUGGUCCUCAUAAAUAGAACUGUAACUCAGCAGAACUCUGGCUCUGUACUUCCAGAGUAACUACUGUACAUUGAGCAAUUCAGGAAGAGUCUCCUCUCUUUUCAAUAGCUGAAUCUGCUACUUGGGCUGAUUCCAGCUGUGACUACAUUCUCUACUACAGCUUGCUCUCUUCUUCACUUCACUGGUCCAUUAACAGCUCUGGUAUUGCUGAGUGUAAAUAGGUGAUUUGCAUGGUGUUUUCAUUAUCUGCUGACUGUCAUUAAUAUGAAAGGAUCAUUGCUGCCUCUUACUACUCCCUGCAACUUGCUGUUUUCUUGUCAGCUGCACCAUAACUACUCUAGUAUGCAGUAUGUAACAACAGAAGGUUUAGCAAAAUCUUAGUAAAGAUGCUUUUUAUAUCUAAAAUGCUAUUGUAUCUUAAACAUAUUGCCUUGGCUAUGUUCGGAAUUUCUAUUUUUCACUAAUGCUUCCAGCCUUUUCCUAAAAUCAACAGUGACAUUUAUAAAGUAAUUAAAUUGGCUGUCAAAUCCUGGUGAAUAGAUCUAUAAAGAAGAAUAUCAUCUUAGAGAACUGAAAACCAGUUUUAGCCUAUACACGAACAAUAUUUGAGUUCAAAUUUGCAUAUACAACAUUGCAUUUUCUUUUUCAUUUGUUACAUAAGUUCAGUCAAUUUGUAGCACAGUCACCCUUUGAGCCUGUGUAUUAUGUAAUGACAUAAAACAAUACAUUUGCAAAAACCAAUUUGUUACACAGUAGGGCUAUAAAUUGAUAAAAUAUUAUUCAGUGUUUCAUUCUUAUUCAAUGUUUGCUGAUUUUUUGUAGUUGUGGUAUCUACACAACUUUCUGUCAAGAUAAAUAUUUGAAAAUAAGUUGAUCCCAAGCUUGUGGUGCUGCCCUGGCCCCAGAGAAGUAUGCCAGGUCAUCUGUUUGCUCUGAAAGCAUUCAGAGAAGGUGAGUUCAGUGGUCACAUAUUGGCCACUUUAGGAAGCACUACUGAAAACACUUGAUAAAAACAGCCAACUAAAGGAGAUUAAGCCGUUAUUUAAGGGAAAAAGAAAAAAGAGUGAUUUUGUUUUUAGUUUUUAAAGACAUCAGUAUUGCCAGGUUUACUUUCGCUAUAGCUAAGGAAGCUGUCUGUCAAAGGGUACAUUGGCAUAUCAUGGUACAUCAUGAUUCAGGAAUGAAAGUAUAAAGAAAGCAAUAGUAUUUUAAUUGCAUUGAAGUGAUCUUUGAUGACACCUUGAUAUGGAUAAAAAGAUAUAUAUCUGCUUUUAUGCUACAAGUAUGCCUUGUAUAUAUUAGGAAGUCUUCCUAUAAGAAAGGCUUCUGCUCAGAAGAUGUCCCAGGUUGCUUUUCCCCUUUGGACUAGCUGAAGAAUAUAUUUUAUUAAGCCGAAAUACUUAGGGCUUUCAGUUUCAGAAAAAUGGAAAAAGACCUCAGGAUUCUGUUUCCUGUGUUUUGUAGUACUCCUCUUUUUGUCAUUAGUAUUACAAGGUUUUACAGUAAAGGUAGACACUUUUCCACCAUUGGAUUGGUGUCCUUGGAUGCUACAGUUUUGUUAGAGGUGUUUGCUUUUGAUGUAGAAAAAAAAUACAAGUGGCUUUUUCUGUGUUUAAGAUCAAAUCGGAAUAAGAGUAGCUCUAAGAAGCUCACGUCAAUAAGUAUACUAGUUUUAAACAUACAAUACCAAGUGAAGGUGAGACGAGUUUCAGAUGAAAUCUCUGAAGUCACCAGUAAGGUAUCUUGGUCAGAGUUUGACAGUAAUUUCUUUUUCUAGUGUUGUGUUUGCAUAAUUUGUUCUUCAUAUUGCUUUUGGUCCCCUCAGGGAACUCAAGUGGAUUAAAUUUCUUGGGUGUUUUAAUUCUAGUAAAUUCUCUGUCUGUUUGACUGUUUCUACUAUCACAAAGGGGUUUAGUAAAGCAUUUCCUUUGAAAUAAAUGUUCACCAAACUACAGCCUUGCUCAUUAGUAAGUAGCUUGUGGAGAAGUUGUAGGUUAUCCAUUGUAGGUUAUUCAGUUGUUGGCUCCUGACAUUUUCUGAUCCAUUUAAGAUCAAUGUAGCAGAUACACAUGGGAAGUGCUGCUGUGAGCUAUCAGAAUAACAGUUGUAAGUGGCACCUCUGUAAUAUUGGAAUAAGAAUGAACUCUGGAAAAAAAUCUGUCAGCCAUGUUUGUGAUACUUAAGUAUUGCAUUUUAUAUGCAAUCUUCUGGGAAUUGCAGUCCAUUCCUUGUGCUCUGUGCAGUUACUAAUUUCAACAGUUUUCAUAUCUGGCUGAUGGUUUUAAUUUCCUUCCUCAAAAGCUCCCAGUGAAUUUUUUAUAAUAUAUUUCUAUAUUUUAUUUGAAAACCAUAUAGACAUAAAAAUAUCAGAAACAAAGUAAACCCAAGACAUAUUAACCACUGACUGAGAAUUCACUGAUUAUUACAAUUUUUAUUUUGGAGAGAGAUCAACAUUUCUGGACAAGUUUUCCAUUGGAAUUUUUAAUUUAACCAAGCCAUAUUUAAAGGGAAAGAUUAUUUAAAGGGAAAACUGGUAACUACUAUUGUAUUUUCAAUAUUUUAAAACAAUAAAUUUAAUUAUCUGUACAGCAUCAAGGAUCAGCUGAUUAGAAGGAAACACUGAUGUAUAUGCACUUUGGUUCAAUAUGGUUCAAUAUGGUUCAAUGUGUUAUUGCAAUCUAAAGUGCAAGGCUCAGUUUUUUAAGGCCUUUCAGUUUUGUGGCAUUUUUCUCCUAUUUAAUUUUCUAAAUUUCUAGGAGGCAAUAUGAGGUAUUUUCAGGAUAAAUAGUGUGAAUGGAGGAAAAAGCUUGAGGCUUUAGGAAAGACAAAGUCCAAAAAUAUUACAAAACAGAUUUCUCUAGGUGUUUCUGAAUUACAUGAAUAGUCUUCUAUUGUCUGAGAGGCAUGAUUGUAGACUUGAGAAGUUUGGAAAGGUUUUAAUUUAUAUUGCUGCAUGGAUCUUAAGCUUCAAACUUUUCACUUGUUUUUUGGUCAGUUGUUGUUUUAUGUGACUGUAAAUUUAGAGAGAAUAGUUGCAUGGUACAUCAGAGAGGAGUUUUGGAAAGUAUCAGAAAUGUACAUCUUCAGCCAGGAAUACCUAUUAAUUUCAAAAUGUAUUGUGACUUCUAUUCCCUCUCUGCUAAUGUUGAUAAUGUUUAUGUUGUUAAUGUUAUAUGCUAAUGUUAUGCUAAUGUUAAUGUUGUUAAUGUUAUAAACAGGUUUAUUUUUCCAUGUCUGAAGGGUUUUCAGACUGUACCAGAAUACCUCAAGAAGCUUUUUAAUUUCAAAGGUACUGGAAUUUGUGUGGGGGUUAUGCACUUCUUCCUCCCUAUAAUUGCUCUGGCUAUCUUGUCAAAUUGUUAUUUAGAAAUUGAUUCUCUCCAGAGUCAUGUCUGAUGUAGGUCUUUUGAAGCGUGAGCACAAUUUUUAUCUAAACUGCAAAUAGAGGCAGUUUUAAUGGAAACUAAACCAAACAGUAACAGAACAAAAUCAACAGAUUAAGGAAGACUAGGUUAGUACUGCAUAAUUUGAAAUUGUGUUCACUAUUACAGUCAAGGUUACUUCUUAUCAAACACCUUUAUCAAGUAUGAUUUGUCCUUGUUUUACCUUUUUUCAUGUCUCAUUAUAAAUUUCAUCCUUAUAUUUUAUUACUUAUGUAUUAUGCAGCUUUAAAAUAGAUUUGUAUUUAAGAACCUACUUUUUGUCUUCAUUCUGACCAAAAGGGGCAUUCUGGGAGCCUGCAUCCAGAUACAGCAACAACUGUGGCAAAAAGCAAUGUACAGACGACCAAUAAGAAUUUAGCUUUAUCUGUCUAUUCCCGCAGGUAAAAUUAGCAUCUGUUGGCAAAAAAAUAAGGACUGACUCUCUAGCAGAAAUCCUGUAAUGCAGGGACAAUACAGGCUGUAGGACUUUUUUUGGUUUCGAGAGAGAUGGUAAACAGGGUAGUAUUUCGUAGUCACAGAGAUUGUCUCUUUAAGGUAAAAAAGACCAUAUGCUGUCUGCUCUAGUCCAUGUAGCUCUAAGUUCAGUGUGAAAGAGUUUUAUUAAUUUAUCAUUUACCAGUGGUCUAUAAAAAAAGUAUGCCUUCAAACUCGUAUGAGCUUGACUUCCUGAAGUUUUACAAAGAUUUCUAGCCAAAAGAUUUAUCUGCUCCUCAUAUGUGUCCCUUCAAGAUACAAAUUAGCCAUCUCUCUUUCAAAAAAAUCUACAUAUUAAGAAGUACUACAUUGUGGGAAGCAGGAGGUAAUUUUUCUGAAUCUCUGUGGUCCUCUGUUUGUGGGAAAGAAAUUUUCAUUUUAGAGAGGCUGUACUUUUACAUAGAAAGCACAGCAAUUACACCUGUUGGUAGAAAGUGACAUGGCUUAGUAUUGUUCUGUCUUUUGUAAUGUGAGUAGGAAAUUUACUAUUGUAGCCAUGUCACACAUACAGACAUGGAGUGAGGAGUCUAAAAGUAAGUGCAAGGCAAUUUCCAGCUCAGCCAGAUGCAAACUACUCCUAGUUUGUAGGGCACAUGGGGGGCCAUAGAGGCUGUCUGUAAGGGCAGAUAGUGAGACAAGUGUUGUAUGUGGAAGAUUUUUGUGGUGACAAGCAAGCUACCAACGCAUAUGUCUUCUGUCUGACAGCAGAGUGCUGAAGAAGUGGCAGCUAAGUGCAGGGGAGACUUGCUUUUCGUCUGGUUGAGAUUCUUAGUGUGACAUAUUUUUGGCACCACAACCGGUAUGAACAAAGAAGAGGCUCAGGUAGCUGGAGCUGACAGAUGCUGUCAAAUAUGGGACACAGGUAGCAGCCUCCAGCCCCUUCUCCCUACUCUUACUGUAUACCUUGAUUUUAUUCUAAACCCUGGGAGAAUCUGGCUAACUGUUCCCACACAAAUCCCCACAUUCACAGAGCCCAGCUCCCACCCAUCCAACAAUCUUAAAUUCUCUUAUUUAACCUUGCUUGCUGUGCUCUGCAAAAUGCAGUGAUAGUAGGGCAAGCUGUGGACAGCACCUUGGUUCAUUGGCAUUUCUUGUCCUUUCCUUGCCUGGCUGGAGAAAAGAUGCAUGCCCAGGAUUGGCAUGCAGCUGCUGAAAGGGGCUGUCCAGCACAAAUGCUACAUGUAUCGCUGUUUGCCUUAUCCUGGGGAUUGGUGUUAGGGCCUAGAGGCACAACAACAUGUGUUACACCUUUCUGUUAGUCCCAUUUCACAACCACUUUAGAGAGACUUUAAUAAAAUUAUUAGGAAUCAUAAGUAUACUUUAGAAUACAAAGAUUUUGCUCCCAAGUUUUAGUGCUUCUGAAGAUUACUGUAAUAUCUAGCACUUUAAUAUAAAGCCUUGCUGUACAUUAGAUGUAGAAAGGUUUAUUAGAAGGGAAGCUAUGCAGCAUUGGAGUGAUUGAUUCCAUAUAAGUCUUGCCUUGGAAAUCAGUGGCAUUUUGUCAAGGGAAAAACAUUUGCAUAUCUGCUUUGACUUUUGAUGUCAUGGUAGAAAUUUUCAGAAAAUUACAUACACUCAUAUACAUUAAUUUCUUUUGCAGUACCAAGCCCUAGGCUAGACACUUCUCUGCAUUUUAGUGUCUGUCCAGAUCAGUUUAGUUAAAGAAAAUAGCGUGAAUUUUAUGUUCACAUUAUUUUUCUUUUAAAUCAGACAUUUGAGUAGAAUUGAAGGGAGAAGACUACACCAGUGAGUGCACUGUAGCAAUGAAAUUGGUUGAAAGGGAUUAUUUAGCAUAAUAAAUAAGUCUAAGGUAUCUAGGCGACACUUCCAGCACUGUGGAAAAGACUGUGAAGUACACUGUAGGUCUUUCCUCUACUUCCAAAAUCCUUAUAUAAAAUGACAAAAAUAAAAAGUAAAUGUGAACUUACAGUAUGAUUAUUGUUAUACUGCAUGCAGCUUUUUGAAUAGUUCUGGAGCUGUUCACUUUGUAAUGAAUAGUUUCACUUUGCCUCCAGUUUGCACAUUUCCUAUGACUAUCUCUGCCAUUUCUCUAGGGCAAUGUCUUUAGAUUCUUAAGCUGUAAAUAUCCCGUGGAUUCCAUAGACUACUUGGGCUUGUAGUGGCUGUAACUCAUAAUAUAAGUACUCUCUGACUGAUUUCUAGCCAAAUUGUCUUACAGACCCUGCUGUCCCAAAAAUGGGUGUCCCCUGUGUUUUCUCACUCCAGUAGUAUCUCACUCUGUCUCAGUGAAGACAUCUUUCAUUAGAAUAGUUGAAACACCAUUCUUAGUAACUUUUCUUCUGUGAGGUUUCUGAAACUUGUUGAUUCAGCUUGAGAGGUGAGAUUUCUUUUCAGAAAUGUGAGCUAUCCCUUACUCUUUCUGCCUUCCACACCAAUUACAUGAAGAGAUCUGUAGAAAUAAUCAUGUGACAGGAAAAAGACAGAGGAGUACCAUGGAUUAUUACCACAGCUUUAAUGUCAUAUAGAAAGUAGCCUGACUUAUAUAAUAGCUGCAUAAACUUCACAAGGUUAUUUUAUUGUUUUUCUUGACAAUUAAAAAAUUACAUUAAUAUUUUCCUUGUUUCAACCAUGCUUUUUGGACCAUAUAUAUUUUCUUUCUUUUUCACCCCUAAGUUUACAGAUAUCUUCAGCACAUUUUUUGCUGUUUUAGAAAACUACUAUUCUCUUGCCAUUUUUGAGGUUGAAAAUAUAGUUCUUUCUCAUAAAAGAAGUUAUAAUUUGAUAUUACUAAUAUAUCUGGUAAAAAAUUCAGAAGAUAUCAAAAGAAAGCAGCCAUAGAAUUUAGAUUGAUAUAGCUGGGUAAACAGUAGCAGAACAAGUGCUCUGUUUAUCUGAAGUCAAUAGUUGUUGUUUUCUUCCUUUACUGGCCAUUGUAAGUAUUUUUAUUUUCAUUGUUUUUGUAAACCAGCAUUGGUGUUAAUGCCACAUGCCAAGUGACUUUUUCUGCUUAACAAAAAGUCCUCUAAGAUGUCAUACCAAACUUACAAGCCAUUAAGAGAAUAUGCUGAUGAAGUUUGUAAUUGAUUUACCACAUUCAUCAGUGUAUUUCUUGACUUGAUUGCCUGGUCUUAACUGAAUUCUGAAUAAGUUGGCUACUCAUAAUUAUUUUAAAAUUGCCCAGCCUUUACAGUUUUUUAUUAAAAAAUAUCUUAUAAUAACCUUUAAGAAUAAUUUUUUAAAUUACAUUUUUUUUGUGGGAAGACUCAUAUGUCUUAUUGCAAAAAUUUCUCCAUCAACCUGCCUUCUGAUAGACAUAACUUAAUUCAAAAUCUAUGAAUGCAUGUUUUCCUUGCCAAGCAGAAACAGAAAUGUCAUGACAUCCUUUCCCUUUUCCCAAGUUCACAUUAUCAAUGCUUUCAAAUGUUGUUGUCAAGCCUCAUAUUCUGAAAAUUAGAAACUUCCUUCUCCCUUUUAAAUUUUGUGUAGUGAAUGGAUAGUGCAAAAAAGAAUGUAAAAUCAUAGAGUGAGUGUAGUGGGUUGCCCCAAUAAAUGUUUAUAUUUGUUUUGUUCUGUAUCAAGGUUGCCCUUAAAUAGAUUUUUUCCCCUGUCUUUAUACAUAAUUCUCUUAUGCAUACCAUCAGCAACAUUUUUCAUUCUUAAACAAUUUUCAUUUACUCUGUAAGAUCUGAAGUUCACUCUCAAUGGUAUUUGCAUUGAUUCUAGGAUGUCUACUCUCUCUUAUUGUUGUGAGUAACAGCCACCACUCCCUUUAAAAAAAAUAUUUUGUUCUUUCUUUCUUUUAAAAUUUUAUAUAUUGCUGAAUAAAGUGGCAUGCAGCCUGCUGUACAGGCUUCAGCACUGUGCGUGGAGCAACAUUACAGCUUUGUCACAUACUCAAGCAUGUACAAAAAAUGCUGUUUUUCUGUGGAUGCCCACACUGGUGAUUUUUCAUCAUGUUACUUACUGACAAAUCUUGAUUCUUCUCAUCAUAUUAGAAAUGCUCAAGGGGAAGUUACAUGGUUCACAUUUUAACUAAUUUCUUACUGCAUAGAACAUUUAAGGGCUUCCAUAUUAUGAUUUCAGUUUUCUACAAGUACUUCAUUCACUUAUUUGCAAUGAAGGAAAAUGAAUGUACUUCAUUUUUAAGAAAAACUUUUUGCAACAGGAAAAUUUUAUGUAAAAACCCAUGGGAUACUUUUGCAAUGUCUCUUAAAAUAUUCUUCAUGUUUAUUAUGUUGCCAUCAUGAAAUAUUCCACCUUAAAAUCAGAUUAUAUUUUUGGAAAUUUUGAAUUAGGUUCAAAGGUAAGUCCUUGUGGUGUUUUACGAGAUUGUGAAGGGAUAUCUAUAUGGAUAUUCUUAAAUAUUUCCCAAACCAUAAACAUAUGCCUUCCCCCACCCUCAGAAUACUCAUCAGUGGCAGGGGAAACUCAUAAUGGAAAUGGCCUGAAACUGCCUCAGAGGAAAUUUAGGUUGGAUAUCAGGAGAAGAUUUGUCGCCUAGAAGGUGUUUGUGCAGUGGAACAAGCUCCCCCAGGGAAGUGGUCACAGCACCAAGCCUGACAGAGUUUAAGAAGCAUUUGGACAAUGCUCUCAGACUCUUGGGGGGGUCCUGCGCAGAGCCAUGAUUUGUACUUGAUUAUUCUGGUGGGUCCCUUGCAACUCAGCACAUUUUAUGGUUCUAUGAAAAUGAAAUAUCUUAAAAUUCUGUUUAAGAAUCUUAAUUUUUUGUGUCAUCAGAGACACACAUAGUUGUUUCAUUUGUCUCAUUGAAUUAUCCUUGUAUUUUUAAAAUGUUCAAACACACUGUUCCACAGGGAAAUAUGAAGGGGAAGGGGGAAUGAAGGUAUAAAAGUAAAGAUUUUCUAGUGACAGAGAGGGCAAGCAGUAGAGAGGAAAUAUUAAAGUGAAUGGAUAGUGCAAAAAAUAAUCUAAAAUCAUGGAGUGAGUGUGGUGGGCUGCCCCCGCAAACAUCUUCCUAGCUCUUCAUUCACAUUUGCAGAAUGUGGACAAAAAAGAAAGGAGGUGAGAAGACUCAUAGGUAGAGACAAUGACAUUUUAAUAAGAAAAGUAAAAGCUGCAUGGAAGUGAAAAUGAGGGGUAUCUGCCACUCCCCAGAUGGUGUUGCUCCCUGAGAAGCAGGGCAAAAGCAUAGUGGUUGUUUGGGAAGACAAAUACCAGAACCACAAAGAUCCCUCCUUCCUUGUCUCCCUGAACUUCCAUUGCUGAGCAAGAUGUCAUAUGGUGGGAGAUAACGCAUUGGCCAGAUCUGGUCAGCUCUUUUGCUGUGUGCCCACCACUCUCAGUCUGCUCACAGGGAAGAAGGGAAAGAAGAGAAAGUCUUAAUGCUGUGCAAACAUGCGCUGUUCAGCAAUAAACAAAACACAGGUGUGCUACCAACAGUGUUCUAACCAUGAAUGCAGAGCACCACACCCAAAAGGUUGCUGUGUAGAAAUUAAAUUUUAUCCUGGCUGAAUCCAGUACAAUGAUAAUACAAACAUCAGACAGAAACAUUAAUUUUAUGAACUCUUUACAUUUCAGAGUGAAUUUGUUUAGUCAGUUGAAUUACAGAUUUUUUUUCCUUUUGUACAGAAAAAUAGAAAGCACAUACAGUGAAGCUUUCAUUUCUCAGAAAUUAAUAAGUUUGUUACAGAAAUGCAUUUUGGAGCAUGAUAAUCAAGUGUUUUGUUAAGACCAGUAUCAUUCUUUUGCUGGGAGUUGUGACCAAAAAGGAAAUGAAAAUUUGUUGCUAAACUCUGGGUUCCUAAUUCACCUUAUAACAACACCUGUUUGAUUAAUGUAAGUUUGUUUAAGCAUAGUAAACCUCAACCACACAUCUUGCCUGUCUUAAAAAAUUUAGCCAGGAGGAGCCACCAGGAAGUAAAAAACUAGCUUGCUCUUUUAAUUAAAAAGCUUACAAGGUGAAAUUUAAAAUUUAAUGCCUUUUAGUGUUAAUUUCCAGUACUUUCACUUUCUUUGCCAUAUGUUACUGUCAGGGUCUUGAUUGCUACUACUUUUGCAGCUGUGGAGGUUUUCUCUUUCCUUUUGUUCAGCAGCCUGGUACUGCUGCUGAUGCCGUGUGCUUGUUAAGGAGGUGUGCAAAAUCUGAAGCAAUUAGACAACCAAUAUAAGAAAAAAUAUUUAAAGCUUUUAAUUAGCACAGAAGUUAAGUCACGUUUUUAUGUUGCCAUUGUUAGUGCGAAUAUCAGGAAUGUGUGUCAAGCACAACUAGGAAGGGAUCCUUUCCCUGUACUCAGUGGUGGUGUCCUUUAAUUCUGUAUUCAGUUUUUGACCUCUCACUACAAGAAGGACAUUGAGGUGCUGGAGCAAGUUUGAAGAAGGUAAUCAAAGCUGGGGAAGGAUAGGGAGCACAAGUUCUAUGAAUGUUGCCAAAAACCAGCAAAAAAGCAAAAUCCUUAAGAUUAUAAUUUUUGAACCAGGGCAUUCUUCAUUGUGACACCAGUUACAUAGGGGAUAGCUCCAUCUGUUUUAGGUGCUGAGUAUGGAAAAAGCUUCUGUUUACAUACUAUAUUUCACAUACCUAUUAAUAGGUUUUCCCAGAAGAAACAUAUAUGUGAUGGUAAUUUCCCCAAAGCCAUUAACAUAUGUUCCAUUUAUCAAGACAUAGCUUCUUCUGUCUUGAGAGUGUUGUUGGUUAUCUCUGGUGGUCAUGAACUGGUGUUAUUUUUCCAAACACAUGAUGAACCGGUGUUAUUUUUCCAAAUUAGGAGAGAAGUUAACAUAUCUGGUCUAGUUAAUUAUUUUGUGAGUCCUUAGAUCAAUGAAGUGUAAUUUCUUAUUCCUCUCCUUGGUUAAUGUUGAUCAUAACUUUUGACUGUGCAGCUCCAUGGCCUAAUGAUUUUGCAAAAUUAUCAUUGUAUUAGCCCACUAGAGGCAAGCAAUUCUUCACCUGGCAACAUGAGGAGCAGUUGAAGAACCUAGGAUUGUUGAGCCUGGAGAAAAGAAGGGACAGGAAGGGCCUUACUGCUUUCUACAGCUACCUUGAAAGGAGGUUGUAGUCAGAUGAGAGUCCACCUCUUCUCCCAAGAAAUAGAGUGACACAAUGAGAAGAAGCAGCUUCAGAUUGCACCAGAGAAAGUUAAGGUUUGAAAUGAGAAAAAACUUCUUCCCUGAAAUAGUGUUCAAACUUUGGAACAGAAUGCCCACGGUAUUGGUGGAAUCACUGCCCCUGGAAGUGUUCAAAGGUGAACACUUUCAAAAGUGAAUGGUUUAGUGAUGACUACAAAGGAGUUAGUUAAACAGUUGAAAUUAAUGAUUUUGGAGAUCUUUUCCAACCUUAACCUUAACAAUUCCGUGAUUUUAUGAAUAUAUGAAGUGCAGGUUUUCAGGGUCACUCUGAGUUGUGCAGCUAAGGAGAAGAGGAAUUUUUUGGACUCAGUUCUGGAUUAUAUUUUGUUUUCAAACCAUCUUGAAUGAAAGGAAAACAAGUGCCCAUAUUUUAUAGGAUCUUUCAGAUAAGAAAGUGGAACUUAUCGUUCAGAUAAGAGUGGAAAUAGAUUUAGUUUAUAGCUUCUGCUAAAAUAAAUAAUAGCUUUUGUUAAAUGUACUGCAGAAACAUUCAACUUAGAAAGAUUAAGUAGGAUAAACAUGAGGCAGAAAACACUAGUAUAAGGCCACUGGGAAGUCACUGAAUAUCACAGGCAUAAAAAUAUAUUUCUUGUAUUUAAAUUCUUCUGUUUAUUUAAAAAAACCUGUUUCAACUCAAAAAGAGAAAAUACAUUCCUUUCAAAAUCAGUGCUGAUAUAAAGCCUAUUUAAAAUGUUGUAUGGUACACAUUCUCUGAUUUAAUGCGGCACUUUGAGUCAUUCUUUGUUUUAUGUUUGCUGUCUUUUUUGAGUCUGUCUUAUCUAAAUAUUUUGAUAUAGCAGGUUUUUAUUAUAACCAGUAGUUUAUAAUUAUGAAGUAUAUGUUUCUUAUUGACAAAUGAGAACACAUAUUUUGGUUGAAGUUUUUAAAGAGGUAUUGUUUCUGGGAUGCCUUUCUAAUUGCUUGUGAAAUAACAAUUCAAAGUGAAAGUGGACAGAGGAAAACAAAGAUUUUCAAGAAAAUUUCUUGUAACCUAACAGGUAGGAAGCAGACUACACACAGCAAAAGCCCAAUAUGCACAUUCAUUAUUGAUGUGAUAAUGUUAUUUCGGUUGCCUUCAAAUAUGUUUCAGCCACCUAAACAGAAAUCAUCCUGUAGGUUGAUUUAGGUUUUUGCAAAAAAAAAAAAAAAAAAAAAAAAA
Messenger RNA from Passer montanus (Eurasian tree sparrow), 20030 nucleotides. It is a transcript of the gene LRRC2, whose product is annotated as leucine rich repeat containing 2. The record is from RefSeq and is a predicted model, not a curated record. Bases 163 to 1281 code for a protein of 372 amino acids. The transcript has 9 exons. Gene Ontology annotation, molecular function: protein binding. Lineage: Eukaryota; Metazoa; Chordata; Aves; Passeriformes; Passeridae.